Messenger RNA from Phyllopteryx taeniolatus (common seadragon), 5482 nucleotides. RefSeq names its product E3 ubiquitin-protein ligase RNF31-like. The record is from RefSeq and is a predicted model, not a curated record. The transcript has 35 exons. Gene Ontology annotation, cellular component: LUBAC complex. Lineage: Eukaryota; Metazoa; Chordata; Actinopteri; Syngnathiformes; Syngnathidae. Gene Ontology annotation, molecular function: DNA-binding transcription factor activity; linear polyubiquitin binding; K63-linked polyubiquitin modification-dependent protein binding. The coding region runs from base 173 to 4690 and encodes 1505 amino acids. Gene Ontology annotation, biological process: regulation of DNA-templated transcription; protein linear polyubiquitination.
UACCAGGAAAAACAUGAACCGCACCGUAAAUACACUCACGAGCGUUCACAGAAUGCUUUUACUGUGAAAAAUACAAACUGCCACCAGAAGUACAGUCAUCAGCAAACUUCCACCGCCGUGCUGCCUUAAAGACCACUCGAUCACGUCCAGCGAGCAGCGGCAUUAAGGCCAGAUGGAGGAGGCGAGGAGGCGAGGCCAGGGCCUCCUGACCUCAGGCCUGGUCGUGGACGUGAAGGCCGAGGUCCAGUCGAUGGCCAAGUUCCCGCUGCCGCCGUCCCAGAAGUACCGUCACCUCAAGGUGGAGAAAAUGCUGAAGGAGAACGUGUCUGGCAGCAACAAAGCUCAGGUGUUGGAGUCGUUAAGCCAUUUGAUGAAGGCCUUGAACAUCCUGGAGAAAUAUGGCUGCAACCUGACCAGCCCCACCCGGCCCAAGUGCUGGCGCAGCGUCAAGUACUUUAACCCGGUCUUCAGGACCACAGUGGACGCCAUCCAGGGCGGCCGCGGUGUGCUCAUCCUUUACGGCUACACCGAGCAGCAGUCGGACGGCCUCGGCUUCCCCGACGACGUUGCCGAGCCUGACCGUGAAACCGUCGCAAUGGUGACACUGGAGGUCAUGACGUUGCGUUCGGAGAUAGACAUGCUCAUCAAGGGCACACAUCCUCACCAGGAAAUCUUCAAAGACGUCGUCCCCCAUUUCGUCGUUCAGGAGGAUACGAUGGCGACUGACGCCGCCGUGAUCCCGCCGCGAGAAGAUACGUCAGCGUGCAAGCCAGCGCCUCCGCCCCUGCUGCCCAAGCCCAGACUGCUGGGAGCCAGGGAUGCUCAGAAACCGCCGUCAUCGUCGGUCCAGUGUAAUCUGUGCGGAGGCCCGGCAACGAUAGUGUGCCCCUCGUGCGACAGUCAAUCCUUUUGUGACGCGUGUGACGACCUCUUCCACCGCCAUCCCACCAGAACCAAUCACAAGCGAGACCGAGGACCGAAAACGAUGCCGCUGGAAAUAUGUUCCAUCUGCGGCGUGUCUUCCGUGCACGCUCAGUGCGCCACGUGCGUGCACGCGCUGUGCCUCAAGUGCGACGACCUUUUCCACUCGCAUCCCGAGCGAAAAGGUCACAGCAGGACGGUGCUCGCGCCCGCCAAGAUCAACAGCGUGUCGAUGUGGACGUGCGUUCACUGCACCACCGUGAACAAGUCGCACGACGCACUUUGCGCUACCUGCAAACGUAGCGUCACGACCCCCAACGCAGCGUGGCAGUGUAAGAGCUGCACAGUCAUCAAUCAAGGCAGCAGCAUCCUGUGUGAGGUGUGUGAGCGCCCCCGUCUGGCCCCUCGCCCGUCCAUCGCCCCGGGGCCUUCCAUCCCGGGUUCUGGGGCCGGAGUGCAGUGGACGUGUCAGGUCUGCACCUUCGUCAACACCUUGUCCACGGGGGCGUGCGAGGUUUGCGGCUCUGCGGCUAAAUCGUCGGACGGACCCCCGUGUCCUCCCAAGCCCUCGGGCGACGCAAAGCCUCAAGCCGUGACGCCGCAGCCCAAGCCUCGAGUCAACUUGGCCCUGAAGAGGCAGGACCGCAUGAGGGAAGACGGACUCAAGCUUAUACGCCAGUUCAAAGAAGCCGAGAAGCGCGGCAUCAGCCCCGAGGAAGUGUACGCCGCGCUGCGCGUGUGCGACGGCAGCAGCGUGGACCCCUGCGAUUGGCAGGCGUCAGAACUGCCCCACCUGCUGGACGAGAUCUGCGCCAUGGCGGCCUCCGUGCACAUGAGCGUCUCGGCCGGUGGCGAAGGCGUCAAGCUGUCGAGAGCCGAGGCCAAGCUGGCCUGGCUGCAAACGGGGGGCGACACUGAGCGAGCCGUCAAGCAGCUCCUCCGAGACCGACAGAUGAAGAUGAGGGAGCUGCAGUCUCUGGGCUUCAGGGACGCGAGUCAGUGCGAGGAGGCCCUGCGACAAAGCGCCGGCGAGGUGAAGGGGGCCCUGUCUGUGCUGCAGCGCCCCCUACUGGACGCCUUCCACAAGCGCAUCUGGAGCGAGCAGCCCGAGCCGCCCUUGGACCCCAAUCACCCCGACAAAGAGCGGAUGUGCCGGCGUCUGCUGGCGCUGUACGGCCUGCCCAGCUGGGGGCGCUGCGAGCUCACCCUGUCGCUGCUGCAGGAGCCGGGCGUGGCCUACUCGCUGGAGGACGUGGUGCAAGCGGUCAGGGCGUCGCACGACCGCGACUUCAUCAAGCGCGUCCUCAACAACGAGUGUCCAUGCUGCCUGAGCAUCUUCCCUCGUAGCAAGAUGCAGUCCCUGACGUCGUGUCAGUGCUCGGUGUGUCUGGAGUGUUUCACGCAGCACUUCACCAUCACGGUGCGCGACAAACACAUCCGGGACAUGGUUUGUCCCAUCUGCCGCGAGCCUGACAUCAAUGACCCCGAGCAGCUGGAUAGCUACUUCUCCAUGCUGGACAUCCAGCUGCGGGAAUGUUUGGAGCCGGACGUCUAUGAGCUGUUCCACCGAAAGCUGACUGACCACGCGCUAAUGAAGGACCCCAAGUUCCUGUGGUGCUCCCAUUGCGUCUCCGGCUUCAUCAAUGAAGGCGAUCAGCUGAAGGUGACGUGUCUGUCCUGCUGCAACAGCUUCUGCGCCCAGUGCAAGAAACCAUGGGAGCCUCAGCAUCAAGAUCAGUCCUGCGAGCAAUUCCAGCAGUGGAAGCGGGACAACGACGUCGAGUAUCAAAGACAAGGCCUGGCCGGCUACCUGAGGGACAACGGCAUCACUUGUCCUCAGUGUCACUUCCAGUACGCGCUGACGAAAGGCGGCUGCAUGCACUUCAGCUGCAGUCAGUGCAGGUACCAGUUCUGCAGCGGCUGCAACAACCCUUACUACAAGACGGGCUGCAGGACGGAGCAGUGCAGCUUCUCGGGCCUCCACGCUCAUCAUCCUCGCGACUGCCUCUUCUACCUGCGUGACUGGGACGCCAUUAGGCUGCAGGCGCUGCUGAAAAGGGGAGGCGUGGCCUUCAACACAGAACCUUCUGAUGAACUGCAGACGGACACGUGCGGCGUGAUGGAGCAGAGGGACGAAGGAGGUCAGCCCGCCGACUUGCCGUGCGGCGUCCAGUCUCAGCCGGGCCAGGCCGGACUCUGCGAGAAACACUACCGAGAGUACCUGGUCAGUCUGAUCAACGCCCACUCGCUCGACCCCGCACCUCUCUACGACAGCCGCGAGCUGAUCCGAGCCUGCGAAAGGUACCAGGUGGACGCGAAAAGGCCCGAGAACGAGGACGACGUCGCCUACCACGCCCGUCUGCUCACGAAACUGAUGGAGGUUCCUCUGGGCGAAAAGGUUCCCAGGAACAAGAGGCCACGGGGGCGCGGACGCGAAGAUCCCAAAAACGGCACCACAAGCCGCGGCGGACAGCGAGCGUGCCUCGGACUUGCUUGCUCGGAACCCAUGGCCCCUGCGACGCCGCGAAGCACCCGCAGGCUGCGCUCGUGGAUCGUGGAACAGGUGAGCAGCGGGAAAUUUCCUGGUCUGAGGUGGGAAGACGAGGCCGAAACCAUGUUCCGCAUCCCGUGGAAACACGCCGGGAAGCAGGACUUCCGGAAGGACGAGGACGCCGCCAUCUUUAAGGCGUGGGCGGAGUUCAAGGGCAAGCUGAGCGAAAGCAACCCGGCCGUGUGGAAGACGCGGCUGCGCUGCGCUCUCAACAAGAGCCCCGAGUUCAGCGAGGUCCUAGACCGAGCCCAGCUGGACAUCUCGGAGCCAUACAAAGUGUACCGUCUGGUGCCCGUCAGCGAGCAGGGCGCACAGACGCUGGAGAGGAAACGAGGAGAGAAAAGCGGCAGGAAGUGGAAGAGGAGGAGCAGCGACGCGGCGGCCGGCCAAGAUGUCGCUGACGCCAACCAGAUGAAGACGGAGAAUGAAGUCCAAGUUCAGCUGCAUGCGAAAGACAUCGUGCAGAGUGCACAUUUCCUGCCAGAAGCACACCCGGCCCAGACGGACGCCCCCGUGCAGGAUGCCCCGCUCAGCGAAAUCCGACUAGACGUCCGCAUUGAGGAAAGUGUCACGCCUCCUCAGGAAGACAAGGACUCGUUGCACAUAGCGGUGCACUAUUUGGGCCAGAAAGUGCUGACGCGUCACAUCCACGGGCCCGACGUGCGGGUCCUGUACGUACCGUCGUCGUCGCCCGUGCCGCCCACGCCGGCCCCCGACGUCUGCUUCCCGCGCAUCCACCUGCCGGAGCCGCCGCCCUCGCUGCCCGACGACAGGGCGGCGUUACUCUCCCUGCUGCCCUUCAUGGAGAAGGGCGUGGCCCUCACGUCCACCCAGCAGGGCGUCUACGGCCGACGCUUCUGCCGGGGCCGGGUCUUCUGGACGGGGCCGCACACUUCCUCGCCCGGCCUGCGCAAGAUGGAGAGGAACUCCGAGCCCGUCCUGCUCUUCAGCAAAGACACCUUUAAGCAACAGCUGGAUGACUUCCGUGUGAACGGUGGCGAGCCGCCGCAGUCCAGCCUCACUCUUUGCUUUGGAGAAGAACUGAGUGGCUCCGAAGAUCCGUCCGGAAAAUUCAUCAUUGUUCAGGUGAGGCUGCCGUGGGCCGAGCAGCAGGUCCAAAGCGCUCACUCCAUCGUGGAGUCCUUCACCCUCCUGCAGUCUCCGCUGGACGAGAUCACCCUCAGCCUCGCCGUGCCGACCGUGGAGCAGGCGCCCUGAGGGAAGGUCACGGGGCGUGGGAGGAGAGCGGCUUUUAACCCCUCAAACGACACUGACGUCACUUUUCUUUUUUAUACAAGAGAGUUUGCACACCUCAAGUUUGACCUCUGCAUCACUGGCGAGCCUUGAAUGGAAAAAGGUGUACACUGUGUGUGUGUACAGAAAACACUUCAACUGGAUUUACACUGCAGCUCCAAGUGGCCAAUUCCAAUACCUAUACAUUUUGUUGACUGUCUAUUUUGAUGUACAGUGGAUAUAAAAAGUCUACACACCCUUUUAAACACAAGGUUUUUUUUUUUUAGUAUUACAAAACGAGACCAAUCAUUUCAAAACUUUUAACGUGACCUGAAUACAAUGGGAUUAAAAUAUUUUCAAGAGGGGAAGUAAACUAUGUGGCAUACUCGAACAGCUGAACUUUAUUUGGGGUUCAUCAGAGGCACAUAAAAGGGUGGCAGGUAUGUGCUGAUUUCCAUUUAACGGGUUUGAAUGUGAUUGGUUAAUUCUGAUGACAGCAGCAUCCCCAGUUAUGCGGGUGUGCACACUUGUGCAACCACAUCGCAGUUAUUUUUACUUCCCCUCACAAAAAAACAGUAUUAGAACAGAGGUGGCUCAACUUUCUAUAUCCACUACAUUUUAAGGGACAUGUUUUAAAUGACUUUUUACAUUUUUGGAACACAUGAAAUGACCGAGAUUCCCAAGUUGUAUGUAAAUAACUCCACAAGUGUCAACACUGAAGAAAACAAGAAUACAUAACACAAACCAUGAAUUAAAAUGAAGGGAAUGUGCACAUUA